AUGCGCAAGGCCGAGCUCCAGGCGGAGCUAUGCCAAUGGGACGAGGACUGCCGCCACAUGACGGUGGAGAUGCUCCGUGCCAGACUGCGGCAGAUCCACAAGGCGAUGCCCCUCGAGGUGAGGCCAACGUCCAUGCACAAGAGAAAGGCGGAGUUGGUGAAGGACGCGGAGGAUGCCGGAUGCAUACUCACAGGCAGGGAGACAAAGGGGGACCUGCAGAUCCUGAUUGUCGAGAAGUGCAAGGAGCUAGGUGUCCAGGUCAGUCCCUCCGAGAUCAUUCCGUUCGGCAGGCACCGCGGCCAGACGUACAUCCACCUGUUCGAGAAGGAGCGCGAAUAUGCGGGCUGGUUGGUGAGCAUGCGGGACCCGAGGUUCACGAAGCUGACCGACUGGUUGAUCUCCAAGGGUGUGAAGGCCGAGGACAUGAUGAACAAGGAGAAGUUCGAGCUUCCCCAGCCGGAGGUGAAACACGAGAAGUCGGAGGGCCAAUGGUUCAUGGUCAAGGAUGUCAAGGACGAGAGCGCACAGAGGAUCCCGAACCGUCCGACGAUGAAGAGGUCGUGUCACGAGGAGCAGGUCAAGAUGGAGGUCGUCAAGACCAAGGAGGAUCAGAUCAUAGACCUGCUGGGGGACAUGAAGAACCAGAUGCACGCGCUGACCUCGAGAGUGCAGAAGGCGACCUGGCUGGCGGGGCACCUGGACAAGAGCGUUACGCCGGCGUGGUCGCUCCUGACGGACACUGCGAAGGUCAAGCUAAUGGAGGUUCUGCAGAGCCGUAAGAAGUCCAAGAGGUUGAUCAGGAACUGCCUAGCCCUAGUCAUGGAUCAGGUCGCAGAUCAAGGUCAUGUACAUUGGGAGUGGCCGAAGGACCUCUCACCUUACCGCUGGCCCGAGCUCCGUCAAGUUUUCCGAGACGCUGAGAUGCAGGCCACGGUUUGUGACGGCUGCAUGCUCGGGGUUAAGGCCAUAGACACGGGACUACCGAUGCAAAAGCCGUGGGAGAUUUGGUCGACGUCCAGUGUCCUCCGACAGCGACUGGCAGUGCGGUGUGAUGGGCGCCAUUCUCACUCUCCGUGUGUAGGCGGAGCCAGGACAGCGGCCACGGCAUAUUAUCCCGACGAGUUCGUCCGGAGGGCAGUCAGAGCAAUGCUGCACGAACCAGGAUACCUGGAGAUCAAACGACACAUCGAAGAGCAGGAGGGUGAGAACGACCUGGAGCUGGGCUACACGGUCUCGAAGUCUGAGGCAGAGAUCGACGCCGACACGCUCAGAAAGGUGGAAAUUUCAGCUCGACGUAUCCAUGCGGCGUGCGGUCACUGCCCGUUCGUCCAAGUGGCUAAGUCGUUGGCAGCCAAGGGCGCAGACAAGCGGAUCAUCGAUCAUGUCAGGCAGAUGCGUUGUUCAGCUUGUGACGAGAGUCAGAAGCACUGUCCGCCACGACCGGUGGGGUCAGCUGACGAAGUUCCGAAGAAGUGGGCAGUGCUUCAGAGCGAUCUGGCUGAAUGGGAGGAUCCAUGUACUCACGAGAAGUUCAAGAUUGCCCUCUACCUGGAUAUGGGAAGCCGACUUGGAGUAGGACACACAUUAUUCAAGAUGGUCAAGAGCAGGAACGCCACGGCAGAGGAUCUGAAGGACUCACUUUGGAGCAGGUGGAUCGGAUAUUUCGGUCGACCUCGUGUGCUCCAGGUAGACCCUGAAGGUGCGUGGAUGAGCAACGCUAUCCGGGAGAACCUGGAAGGCAGCGGUAUUCAGAUGGAUCCCAUCCCAGGCCAAGCUCAUUGGCAGAUCGGAGGGGUCGAGAGACUCAUCAGCCUCAUCAAGGACACCAUGACGGUGUUGGCGAAGGAGCAUCCUGGGAGAUCAUGCGAAGAAUACCUGGCCAGGGCUAUGGCCGCGUACAACGAGUUCGACCGACACCGGGGUUUCUCACCCCUGCAAGUAGCACUGGGACGGGCACCAGAUCUAGAUGGUGCGUUUGUCGACGUUCCGGGUGACCCGAUCAACCUUCCAGCCCUGGAAUCGGAGGCCGUAGACACAGAGUUCGGGAACAAUUUCCAGCUCAUGAGGAAGGCUCAGGAGGAGCUUUUGAGGUGGAUCUACGGCGAGCGAGCCAGACGUGCAGCACAUGCCAGGUCUCGACGACUUCGAGUCUACACGCCCGGCACCCUGGUCUACUACUUCAGGAAUCCGAAGAGUAGCUCUAUGACUGGACGUUUCUACGGACCCGCACGUGUGCUGGCGAGCGAGACUGUCCACCGGCACGGUGAAGCUCAAGCUCGACCGAGAGUGUGGCUCAACGCGUGCGGGAGGCUCAUCAGGUGUGAUCCGUGUCAGCUGCGAGACGCUUCGGAUCGGGAGAUUGCCGAGCACGACAUACUGCAUGGAACCGAACUGCCGUGGACAUUCAACCAACUCACGAGCAACCUGAGACCAGGCCAGUUCGAGGAUCUGGCGGAGGACGAGCGUCUCAUACCUUCCGAUCGUGACUACGAUGAGGCCUCAGGUCUACCGGCCUCCUCAUCGGCAGUCGGCGACUAUGGCAAGGACAAGUCAGCCAGGCAGUUGGCGAAGGACGAGAAGGAGCAGGGUGCACUGCUGGCUGAGAGUGAGCCCGAGUCUUGUUUCUGGGCCAAGGAAGAUAGCGCUGUCGAGCUCGAGAUUACUCUUCCGGAAGGAGCUAAGGCUUGUUCAGCGGUGCGAGACCUUGGAGCUUUCGUGGCCACUCAACUGCGGCGACAGAGAGCUGAGGUACGAGAACGAUCAUUGUCGGCCGACGACCUGGAGAAGUUCAAGAAAGCCAAGUCCAAGGAGGCCCAGGAGUGGAUCAAGGAGCUGGUUCUGGAGGCUUUGCCCGAUCAUGCACGGGUGCCAGCCGAUCGCCUCAUGCGGCUUCGGUGGGUCCUGACGUGGAAGAUAGAUCCAUCUGAACCUGGCGGACGAAAAGCAAAGGCUCGUCUGGUUAUCCUAGGCUAUCAGGACCCAGACCUGACCACCGAGGAAUCUUAUGCUCCAACAGCCACAAGGACAGCCCGGCAGGUUUUCCUUCAGAAGGCGGCACAUCUACGAAUGCGGGUGGCCAAGGGCGAUGUGAAGUCGGCGUUUCUCCAGGGUGAAGAGUUGGAUCGUGACCUAUUUGUUAGACCGACCGGAGACAUCGCGGAGUUUCUUGGCCUUCGACCCGGUCGUGACGGAGAUGAUGUGUGGGCUCAUGCCAAGAAGGCGAUCAUGGACGCUUUCCGAGGGACCGAGUGGGAGUACGGCAAGUUCACGCAGUGCGGGGUGGACAUCCACCAGCGCGAGGACUACAGCUUCAGGUUGGAUCAGAAGACCUACCUGGAACAGAUCGUGGAGAUCGAGUGGAAGGGUACGCAGACCGGGCCAGACAUCCUAGCAGAGCUGAGUCUGUUGCAGAGCAAGACAGAGUCGUGCACCGUAGAUGACCUCCUGAAGGUCAAUAAGUUGAUCAAGAGAGCCAAGGAGGGUAACAACAGAUUCUUGGAGGUGUUUUCGUUUCCCAAGAAGGAAUCUUUGGCGGUCAUAGGUUUCUGCUUUCGGAACUUUCGGGGUGGCGACCAGACCUUCGAGAUCCCUGGGCCCAAGUUCGACGAGUUCCUGGGUGUCUAG
Messenger RNA from Prorocentrum cordatum, 3624 nucleotides. Lineage: Eukaryota; Dinophyceae; Prorocentrales; Prorocentraceae. The record is from the annotation of a GenBank genome assembly.